GCGGUGUAUCAUCAACAACUUGAACUACGGGGUACCUGUAGGUAGUUAUCAGCUGAUAUGAAUUCGACUUCAUUUUAUGAUACAGUACGUCUUCUGAAGAGCGUGUCUGUGAGAAAAGUGUCUGUUCACCUGAGACCUCCAAGUGGCUGUGUUGAUAUACCACCACUCCGUUGACCUCAGUUGAAAUUGUGUCUUGCCUACCCGGCUCACGCCGCAAUAAUAAUAUCUCCAUAUCCGUAUCAAUAUCAAUAUCCUUCCGAACCUUGAACGUCAAAUGUCUCCAUCAUCAAAUCCCGUCGUCUUCGCUACCGUCCUUUUCGGUCUGGCAAACUCUUUCAUUCCAUGUGUUUCGGCAGCAAAAAAGACAGAGCAGACGCUGAUCGGAGACACCGGACAUGGACACAAAGGACUCGAUAUCCCGUCUAUUGGACUUGGAUUGUGGAACUCGAAAGAUGAAGAGGCGACACACGCUGUUGAAUAUGCUUUUGCCGCCGGGUACAGACAUCUAGAUUCGGCGGCAGCGUAUGGUAACGAAGCCUACGUCGGCCGCGCCCUAUCAAAACACAAGGGCAAAUCCUCAUCCUUGUCCUCCUCAUCACCACCACCACCACCCAGGGCUCAAUACUGGGUAACUUCGAAACUCUGGAACACCGACCACCGCCCCCAACGAGUCGAACCCGCCCUCGACAGGACUCUUUCCGACCUCUCGAUCCCGUAUCUUGACUUAUAUCUAAUGCACUGGCCCGUCGCAUUCCUUCCAGACGCACCGCCAGGCCGCACAAUCGUCGACCAGGACAUCGACAUCCUGACCACCUGGCGGGCCAUGGAAGAUCUAGUCCGCACCAACAAGACACGCUACAUCGGCGUAUCCAACUUCAGCCCACGCCAACUCGACACGAUUCUGAAAAACUGUAAUAUCAAACCGUACGCCCACGAAUUCGAAACUCACCCGUACCUCCAGCAACAGGAGUUCGUCGACUGGCAUGCCAAACACGACAUCAAAGUCAUUGCUUACAGUCCGCUGGCAAACAUGAAUCCGACGUAUAAAAAUAAACAUUCGGAUCUGCCCAAAAUCUUGGAUGACCCGUUUUGGAAGGACGUGGCAAGCCGCAAAAACGUCACGGUCGCCCAGGCCGUUCUCGGCUGGGGCAUCCAGCGAGGCACGAUUGUGAUCCCCAAGAGUGUCCAUGAGAAAUAUAUUUUUGAAAAUAUCGCCGCCGUCAAUGUCACGUUUACAAAGGAUGAAAUGACCGACAUCGCCGCCCAGGACAAGAGGUCCCGGUUUAAUAAUCCCAGCAAGAAUUGGGGUGUUGAUCUGUUUGAGGAUCUGGACGAUGGUGCCACUCCUCGGCUUUGGAUGGAAGAGUUGUAAAAGAGACGAAGCAUGGUAGCAUUACUAGAAAUCAUUCGAGUGUAAACGAAUUAGACAAUGCAGGAAAAGGAUGUUGUGCUAUAAGACUGUUGCUCCGGGUAUCUGAUGCGCCGGUUAAUGCGAUAACUCCCUCCACACCAGGUAAAGACGCUGAACUGUACCUUUGGCCUGCCUUUGCCUGUUUCGCUCGGCUCCGCUACGUAUUAUUAUGACUC
Molecule: messenger RNA, 1587 nt
Organism: Exophiala dermatitidis NIH/UT8656
Lineage: Eukaryota; Fungi; Ascomycota; Eurotiomycetes; Chaetothyriales; Herpotrichiellaceae
Exons: 3
Coding region: 275-1372 (365 amino acids)
Molecular function (GO): oxidoreductase activity
Source: RefSeq, a predicted model, not a curated record